Molecule: messenger RNA, 739 nt
Organism: Drosophila santomea
Lineage: Eukaryota; Metazoa; Arthropoda; Insecta; Diptera; Drosophilidae
Exons: 2
Coding region: 129-575 (148 amino acids)
Source: RefSeq, a predicted model, not a curated record
UGGAGCAAGCCACUUGGUUAGCUCAACUUUUUGUUUAUCGCGCCCCUUUUGGAGUUACGUCUAUACGUCUAUAAGUAUAUAUAUAUAUAUAUAUACAGUAUAAAUAUAACCCCAUUGACAAGAGAGAGAUGAUGUCGAUGCACCAGCUGCUUCUGUACUCGCUUUGCCUUUGGGCCGUGGUGGUGUUUUGUGCCCCAACUCCCAGUGAAUCCCGUCGCGUGAUCUUCCUGAAGCCGAAUGGCAUACAUCGCGGCCAGAUUCUGGCAACGCAUGGCAUGGAGAAGACCUGCCCCAAGUGCCACAUGCUGGAUCAUCGUGGCAAUUGCAGGCGCAUCAUAGCUUACAAUGCAGUCCAACGUCUGCUCAUCCUGACCUUUGUCGUUCUGGCCAUGAUCUUGGCCCAGAGUCCACGGACUACGGAAGCCCGCCGCCUGAUCUUCUACAAUCCGCAUACCAAGCCACUCACCAGCCAGCUCCUCGUCUCACGCAGGCUCACGAAACCGUGUCCCGCCGGCAAAAUGAGGGAUCACCGGGAUCGAUGUCGUCGCGCCGUCAUCUUUGGACGCAGCACCUGAGCACUAGCCCGAAAAAAAAAAUCUCCCAUAUUAGUAGUAGACAUUUUUUUUUUUGUGACCUAGUCGUAAGCUAACUUAUUUUAGUCAUAGUUGCGUCACAAUGUGACCGAUCGAAGUAUUUAUUACAAUAUUUAUUUUGUAGCUAGUAAUAAUGAUAAGUAAUA